AUGGGUAACAAGGCUUCACCAGCGGAGCUAAAGACCCGCAAGAGAGAAGACUAUCGUUUCUUCCUUGACUACCGCACGCGAUGGAACGACAAUGAUAUGUAUGACCACAUGAACAAUUCCGUUUACAACUUUUUAUUCGACUCUAUCAUCAACGCAUACCUCAUUGAGAAUUGUGGUCUCCAUCCUCCUACAGCACCACAGUUUGGUAUGUGUGUGCACACCCACACUGACUAUUUCUCAUCUAUCGCGUACCCUGCCGUCGCGGAGCUUGCCCUACGUGUCAACAAGCUAGGUAAAUCUAGCGUCACGUAUGAGACUGCUCUCUUUGAGAAGGGAAAGGAGGAGGUUAAGGCGGUAGGGGAAUUUAUACAGGUGUAUGUUGAUCGUAAGACGAAUCGACCGUUAAAGGAUGGUAUGGCUUCAACGCUUCGUGAGAAGCUGCAGGAGCUGGUCGUUGAUGACAAUGCAAUUAAAGCAAAGGCUAAGCUUUAA
Molecule: messenger RNA, 492 nt
Organism: Fusarium redolens
Lineage: Eukaryota; Fungi; Ascomycota; Sordariomycetes; Hypocreales; Nectriaceae
Product: HotDog domain-containing protein
Exons: 3
Coding region: 1-492 (163 amino acids)
Cellular component (GO): mitochondrion
Molecular function (GO): fatty acyl-CoA hydrolase activity
Source: RefSeq, a predicted model, not a curated record